AUGGUUUGCACACCAGCAUCUCUCACCAUGAAACUGACCCACGAUGACAUACGCCAACAUAAUGACCGGAGCUCUUGCUGGGUUGCAAUUCACGGGAAUGUAUACGAUGUCACCGAUUUCUUGAGCUCCCAUCCCGGGGGAGCAAAUGUCAUUCUAAGAUCAGCAGGUAAAGAUGCCAGCAACGCCUUUGACUCUGUACAUGCACCGGAGAUAUUGAACGAGCUCCCGGAAACCGCACUGCGGGGUCAGAUCGAUAUCUCUGAAGCGGCGGAGGUGGACACUGAGUCGAAUAAAGAGGAGCAGAUUGACUUGAAACCUCCCCCUUUGCAAACUUUGAUCAACCUUAACGACUUCGAGGAAGUCGCCCAACGACAUCUCCCAGAUACAACCUGGGCCUACUACUCAUCCGGCGCAGACGAUGAAAUCAGUAAACACAACAAUGCGCGCUCAUACUCGAAAAUUUCACUUCGACCUCGCAUUCUCCGCCGAGUUCUCUCCGUCAACACAGCUACUACGAUUCUUGGAUUUCCCACAUCUUUGCCGGUCUAUAUCUCAGCUGUGGGGAUCGCGAAGCUUGCUCAUCCGGACGGCGAGUGCGCGUUGGCAGCUGCGGCGGGAAAGGAAGGACUGGCGCAGUUAUUGGCGAACGGGUCCAGUUUUCCCAUCGAACGAGUGAUGAAAAGUCGCACUUCCCCGACCCAGCCUAUCUUCCAGCAGCUCUAUGUGAACAAGGAUAUUGAAAAGUCUGUUGAAGUGGUCCGACGCGCCGAGCAGGCGGGAGCUGGGGCCAUUUGGAUUACAGUCGAUUCACCGGUGGUAGGGAAAAGAGAAAUGGAUGAACGCUUGAACUUGAGUAUUUCGGCCUCCGAUAGCCACGAACAAGGACAGGGCGUUGCUAAGAUCAUGGCCAGCUUCAUAUCGCCAUUUAUCGACUGGGAUAUUCUGACCUGGAUCCGAGGAAUCACAAAUCUCCCACUGGUGGUAAAAGGAAUCCAAUCUGUCGAGGACGCCGUGAUCGCGCACAGCCAUGGUGUUCGCGGAAUUGUUCUUUCGAACCAUGGCGGACGGUCCCAAGACACUGCCCAAUCCCCUCUGCUGACUCUUUUGGAGAUCCGGAAAUUCGCGCCCCAGCUAAUCGACAGUGAUAUGCAAAUAUUUGUCGACGGAGGGAUUCGCCGGGGAACUGACGUUCUCAAGGCCAUUGCAUUGGGGGCAGAUGCCGUGGGACUGGGACGACCUUUUCUCUACAGCUUGUCCGCGGGCUAUGGCGAGAAAGGGGUCCUUCGGAUGAUUGCACUUCUCCGACAGGAGAUUGAGGCGAAUAUGGUUUUACUCGGGGUAAGUAGUCUGGAUGAGCUCAGACCGGAGAUGGUGAAUGCGAGUCGAUUGGAAAAACAUAUGAUCGGCAGCGUGAAACUAUAG
Penicillium olsonii is the source of this 1422-nucleotide messenger RNA. The record is from the annotation of a GenBank genome assembly. NCBI's taxonomy places the organism in Eukaryota, Fungi, Ascomycota, Eurotiomycetes, Eurotiales, Aspergillaceae.